Cyprinodon variegatus (sheepshead minnow) is the source of this 2164-nucleotide messenger RNA. It is a transcript of the gene hnrnpll, whose product is annotated as heterogeneous nuclear ribonucleoprotein L like. Lineage: Eukaryota; Metazoa; Chordata; Actinopteri; Cyprinodontiformes; Cyprinodontidae. Gene Ontology annotation, biological process: mRNA processing; regulation of RNA splicing. Gene Ontology annotation, cellular component: nucleus. The transcript has 15 exons. The record is from RefSeq and is a predicted model, not a curated record. Gene Ontology annotation, molecular function: mRNA binding. Bases 1 to 1467 code for a protein of 488 amino acids.
AUGGGGUUGCUGGUGAACAGCGAGUGUGAUAACGACGAGGACUCCCAUCUCAUCUCUCCAAGUCCAGUGGUCCAUGUCCGCGGUCUGUGUGAGGCCGUGGUGGAGGCAGACCUCAUCGACGCCCUGAAGAAAUUUGGACCCAUAUGCUACGUCAUGAUGAUGCCCUUCAAGCGGCAGGCCCUGGUGGAGUUCUCCUCAGCAGAGGGUGCUGAUCGCUGCGUGUCCUGUGGAACCAAGGAGCCGGUGUACAUCGCAGGACAGCAGGCUUACUUCAAUUACUCCACGUCAAAGAGGAUCACCAGACCAACAAACGCUGACAACCCAAACAGCGGCAACAAGGUCCUCCUGCUCUCCAUCCAGAACCCGCUCUACCCUAUAACUACGGACGUCCUCUACACAGUCUGUAACCCCAUCGGCAGCGUGCUGAGGAUCGUCAUCUUCAAGAGGAAUGGGAUCCAGGCCAUGGUUGAGUUUGAGUCCAUUCAGUGCGCCCAGAAGGCCAAAGCAGCUCUAAAUGGAGCUGACAUUUAUGCCGGCUGCUGUACGCUCAAGAUCGAGUAUGCCAGGCCAACACGUCUCAACGUGAUCAAGAACGACAACGAGAGUUGGGACUACACCAAACCCUACCUGGUCAGACGAGAACGUGGGAAGGGAAGACAAAAGCAGGCCAUUUUAGGAGAACAUCCCUCCUCCUACGCUGACAACGGCUAUGGUCUAGCCUGCCCCCUACUGCCUCUCACCAGUAGCAGCAGGUACAAGCUGGCCUCAGUGGACGUCCCAGAAAUGGUGUCCUACCCUCUGCCCCAGUCCUCCCCCUCCUACUCCGGCCACACCCCCAGCUCUGUCGCCAUGGUGAGCGGCCUACAUCCAUCCAAGAUGAACUGCACCCGCAUCUUCAACCUCUUCUGUCUCUACGGUAACAUAGAGAAGGUGAAGUUUAUGAAGAGCGUUCCUGGUACAGCGCUGGUGGAGAUGGGGGACGAGUACGCAGUGGACCGAGCGAUCACUCACCUUAACAGCAUCAAGUUGUUUGGAAAGAGGCUGAAUGUGUGCGUCUCUAAGCAGCAGGCGGUGAUUCCCAGUCAGGUCUUUGAGUUGGAGGAUGGCAGCAGCAGCUACAAAGACUUCGCAAUGACCAGGAAUAACCGCUUCAGCAGUGCCGGACAAGCCUCCAAGAACAUCAUCCAGCCUCCGUCUGCUGUGCUCCACUACUACAACGUUCCUCCGUGCAUCUCGCAGGAUCAGCUACUUAAGCUGUGCAAGGAGCAUGAUGUUCCCAGCUUCGUCAAGUUCAAGAUGUUUGACGCCAAACCCUCAUCUAAGACCAUGUCAGGGCUGUUGGAGUUUGACAGUAAGACGGAGGCUGUGGAGGCUCUAACUGUUCUCAAUCACUACCAGAUCAGGAUACCAAAUGGAUCCAACCCGUACACCCUGAAGCUCUGCUUCUCCACCUCAUCCCAUCUAUAGGAGCUGCUGAGAACUAAGGAAGGCCUGCUGGUGUGUGGCCCAGACGGCAGAGAACCGGGCAGAGCCACGCUGCAGAUCCUCGGGGGAGGAUGGAGAGGCUAAAGCAGCAGACGGAGCUGACAGCGCACACCCCCACCCUCUACCCACCCAGGCAGCAGUGGACCUGGUACCUGACUGCACAUCCUGGGGAGGUCUGUUAAAAGAAGGCAGAUAAAGACCUCCUGAUGGUCAUCCACCUUGGAGACCAGCUCUGAUGUCCCUCCUGGUUCUCCACGCACACGCUAAAGAAUAUUUACUGUUAGAUACGUUGUGCUUUUAAAUAUGACUGUAAAAAUGAAGAAUAUUUGGGUUCUCAUUCAGUAUUUGUCGGUGCAUGUUCUGUAAUCUUCUGUUGGUGGCAGCUACACCUGGGAGCUGAUGUUACUGAGCUGUUUAUUCAGAGGGGGCUUCACUGCCCAGCAGCUUUAGGGGUUUAAUGCUACUUGGUGGCAAAUAUUAAUCAACCAAUCUGAUAAAAUCAGUCGCCCUUUUCUCCAGAAUAUUGUUGAGACUUCUAGCCAUAACUUUCCUCAGUACGGUGUCCCCUUUAGGACAUCCUAGGUCUCAGAGAAAAAUUUCCCAGGUCUUAAAAAUAAACUAAUCAGGUGUUUUUAGAAACUUGAAUUCUGCUGUUUGUCAGGAUGCUGAUUGAUAAAAA